GUGAGACGCUCAUCUCCAGCGGCUCGAACAGCUGACGACGUGCACUUGGCGACGUAACUUUGAUUGUUAUUGUUGUUGGACAAGAGAGGUUUUGGAUCGGCUCAGGAAAACCAGUUUGUGGAAGUGGAAGUGGCCAACGUGAGCAUAACUGCAACGGCAACUGACCAACUAUUACAAGCCACCAACGAGAGAGGGGGAAAAGCGACAGCGGCGUAUGCCCGCCGAAAAGAAAGUUUUGACGCAAUCCACGGGCCGCUGCCUGUAAUGAAGAAGCGUCGACGCCGCAGUAGCUGCUGCACUAUACCCGCGGACGGACGCAGCUACGGUUUACCUGUGGAUCUCUGGACCUCGUCUUUGUCUCUUUAUCUUGCCAGCAGCAUCGGAAUUGGAACUGAAAUUGGGAUCGAACAUCGGACAACAAGCAACGAGUCAUCUGACAUUCGAACAACAAAAGCCUCACAUUGCGGGAAAAGUGAAAUCGCUGAUAAACCCAAAUACCCCCAGUCGAUUGUUGUGAGAGUCAGUGGACUGAACCAUCUGAACCUGGAAUCUAUUUUAAGAGCAUGGACGAAUUGGCUCGCACUUGGGUAUAACCGAGAUAAUAGUGAAGUAAUCGCCCAGACAGGGAAAUCAGACAAGCGACAUCCCCACGCUCCACUGAGCAUGACACUUAAAUGCCAUUGAAGAGUUGGCAGUCGCAGCAAUAAAAGUGAAAUCCGUACGAGAAACCGCACGCAUACGAAAAGCGAAUCCAAAGCAGUUCCGAAAUAGACAUGGCGGUAACCACAGGCUCCAGCAGCGGAGCAACCACCACCGCUCCUCCCCCCGUUCAGCGUCGCAAGCACAGUACACGGGAGCAACUCCAUCAGAUGCUUGCUGGCGGUCUGUCCGCCGCAAUCACACGUUCCACCUGCCAGCCUCUGGAUGUGCUCAAGAUCCGUUUCCAACUUCAAGUGGAGCCGCUGGGCAAGGUGCGCGGAAAGGAAGUUGGUUCUGUGGGAGGCCUUACCUCCAAAUACACGUCAAUUGGACAGGCGAUAAAAACCAUAUAUCGGGAAGAAGGGCUUCUGGCCUUCUGGAAGGGCCACAAUCCUGCCCAGGUGCUGAGUAUCAUGUAUGGUAUUUGCCAGUUUUGGACAUACGAACAGCUCAGCCUACUUGCCAAGCAGACGACAUACCUGUCCGACCAUCAGCACCUAUCCAAUUUUAUGUGUGGCGCCGCUGCCGGAGGAGCAGCGGUCAUUAUAUCUACACCUCUGGACGUAAUCCGCACCCGACUGAUUGCGCAAGAUACUAGCAAAGGUUACCGGAAUGCCACACGUGCUGUGUCAGCCAUAGUACGUCAGGAGGGUCCCAGGGGCAUGUACCGCGGACUGUCGUCUGCUUUGCUGCAGAUCACUCCACUGAUGGGAACCAAUUUCAUGGCCUAUCGUUUAUUCAGCGACUGGGCGUGUGCCUUCCUGGAGGUUGGAGACCGCAGCCAACUGCCCACCUGGACCCUUUUGGUGCUGGGAGCCUCCUCGGGCAUGCUCUCCAAGACGAUCGUUUACCCCUUCGACCUAAUCAAGAAGCGGCUUCAGAUCCAGGGCUUCGAAUCGAACCGCCAAACCUUCGGACAGACAUUGCAGUGCCGUGGAGUCUGGGAUUGCUUGCAACAAACAGUGCGGCAGGAGGGCGUGCGCGGCUUGUACAAGGGCGUGGCCCCCACACUCCUCAAGUCAAGCAUGACAACGGCCCUGUACUUUAGCAUUUACGACAAGCUCAAGCAGGUGCGCUUCUAGGUCGGAUCGGUGUCGGAGCCGCAAUAGCGAGUCGGGGGUUAAUGGGAGCGGGAGCUCAAACCCAUUGUGGCAGAAUCUACGCUGUAUUUUCUAUUUUUAUAUACAUUUACCACAGCGUGUACAUAAUAUUAAGACAUAGGCUAGCUGUUGAUUAGUUUUCGAUUAUGUGUACGGGGUUUCAGUUUAUCUUAGUUUAAUUAAUUUGGGCAGCGCACACACCCAACUACAAGUUAUCUAUAUUCUAUAUUACACCCACAUGUAUAUUCAUAUAGUUUUUAGUUGAGUAUUCGAAGCAAAGCCACUCAAAUCCAUUUUUAUGUUAACCUUUUGUUGAAUUUGCAAACGAAAACAACUGAGGCCAGGCCGCACGCUUUGUUUUAUUAUGAUUAUCAACUUUAACUAUUCAGGGACUUUAAUAAAACUUGACUACAUUGAAA
Messenger RNA from Drosophila ananassae, 2218 nucleotides. It is a transcript of the gene Tpc1, whose product is annotated as mitochondrial thiamine pyrophosphate carrier. Gene Ontology annotation, cellular component: mitochondrial inner membrane. The coding region runs from base 774 to 1781 and encodes 335 amino acids. Gene Ontology annotation, biological process: thiamine pyrophosphate transmembrane transport. Lineage: Eukaryota; Metazoa; Arthropoda; Insecta; Diptera; Drosophilidae. The transcript is spliced from 3 exons. The record is from RefSeq and is a predicted model, not a curated record. Gene Ontology annotation, molecular function: thiamine transmembrane transporter activity.